Messenger RNA from Pomacea canaliculata, 2761 nucleotides. Its product is annotated as non-POU domain-containing octamer-binding protein-like. The record is from RefSeq and is a predicted model, not a curated record. The transcript has 9 exons. Gene Ontology annotation, molecular function: RNA binding. The coding region runs from base 65 to 1948 and encodes 627 amino acids. Gene Ontology annotation, cellular component: nucleus. Gene Ontology annotation, biological process: regulation of DNA-templated transcription. NCBI's taxonomy places the organism in Eukaryota, Metazoa, Mollusca, Gastropoda, Architaenioglossa, Ampullariidae.
UCAUUUGCUGUGUGAGGUGUCGCCAUUUUACUAGUGACAUAGGGUGAGAAGGAAAGAAUUUAAAAUGUCGAAAACUUCGAGCAAGAACUCGGGAAAAGUGGACAACAGAGAUCAUAAAAGAGAAUCUAGUGGCGGAAGGAAUGAUAAAUCUCAUAGUAAGUCUGAUUCCAGUUCAAAAAACUCCUUAAAGCAGGAUGAAAAAGACACAGAGUCUAUGCUGGCUUCAGAGGCCAACUCUAAAGACAAAGACGGCGAUUCUAAGGCCGCUGAAGAAAAAAAAUUUACUGGCAGAUGCAGGCUGUUUGUUGGAAAUUUAACCCCAGAUGUCACCGAAGAUGACUUUAAGAAGAUGUUUGAGCCCUACGGUGAGAUAUCAGAAGUUUAUGUGAACACAGGUCGUGGAUUCGGCUUCAUCCGCCUGGAUUAUCGACAGAAUGCUGAGGCUGCUAAAGCUGCUCUUGAUGGCCUUCAGAGAAAAGGUCGUAUUCUGCGUGUGCGCUUUGCCACUCAUGGUGCAGCACUGCGUGUGAAAAACCUGCAUCCAUACGUCUCCAAUGAGCUCCUUGAACGUGCCUUUUCUCAAUUUGGGGAGCUGGAGAGGGCCAUUGUAAUUGUUGAUGAUAGAGGAAAGCCUACUGGUGAAGGCUUGAUUGAAUUUGUGCGCAAACCAGGAGCUCAGCAGGCUCUUCGGCGAAUAAAUGAAGGGGUCUUUUUGCUUGGCAUAGAUCCAAAGCCCAUUGAAGUAGAGCCCUUAGAACAAAAAGAUGAAGAAGAUGGAAUGCCUGAAAAAUUCUUACCCAGAAAUGAACAGUAUAAAAAAGAGAGAGAAAAAGAGCCACGAUUUGCACCACCAGGAUCUUUUGAGUAUGAGUUUGGCAUGAGAUGGAAACAGUUGGAUGAAAUGGAGCAUAAACGAAUUGAACAAGUCAAGAAAGACACAGAAGAGGCACGCAUAAAAUUGGAAGAUGAAAUGCAGAAUGCUCUUUAUGAGUACCAGGCAGAGCAGAUUAGACAAGAUCUCCUGAGGCAGCAAGAAGAGUUGAGACGCCUGGAGGAACUUCGCAACAAAGAACGCAUGCGACGGCAGCAAGAGUUAGAAAUGAGGUGGGAUGAUAGUUUCGUGCAACAUUACAGACGACAAGAAGAGGAAAGACAAAGACAAGCAGAAGAGCGAAGACGACAAGAAAUGAUGAUCCGGCAGCAGGAAAUGUCUGGACGUCGUGGAGUCCCCCAAGGCCCUCUAGAACCUGGUAUGAGAGGUGGCCCAGGUGGUCCAUUGGAACAGGGCUUGAGGGGCCGUGAGGAAAUGAUGGGUGGAUUGAGAGGUGAAGGAGGUGGAUUUCCUCAGGGACCUGGUAUGCGUGGAUCAGGAUGCAAUGUUGCGGGGGGAGAACCUGUUGGCAUGCGUGGAGGACGAGGUGCCCCACCACUGCAGCCACCUCCAGCGCCCCCUGCUGGCAUGGGUCUUGAACGUGGAGGGCCUUUGGGUCAGGCCAGUAUGGGAAGAAUGCAGGCUGGUGGUGGCCCUGGUGUAAAUGCUGGUGGAAACUUUGCUGGUCAGGGUGCAAAUGUAAACCAGGCUGGCCACCCAGGAAUGGGAGGGGCAAGCCCAAGUAGUGGAGGGCCUGGAAUGGGAGGAAGUCCUAACAUCAACAACAUGGGAGGGCCUGGUGGACCUGGCCAGCAAAUGCGCCAGUCGCGUUUUGACCAGGUUCCGAGCCCGUUUGAUCCUAGCUUUUCCAGCCGUGGUAGCAUGGGGGGUGCUGCUGGUGGCCAGGGAGGGGUUCCUGGGGGUGUGGGUGGUCCAGGUGGCAGUCCAGGUAUGUUUGGCUCUCCAAGUCAAAUGAACCCAAUGGGUCGCCCUGAUCGUGGCAUGAUGGACCGGCGUCGUGAUGCACCCAUGCAGCAUGAUGAUCUGGCAGAGAUGAAAAGGAUGCGACGCUUCUAGAUGUUAUUCCACCUUCAGCAUUGGCAUCCUUACAGCUGGGAAAUUCUUGUGUUUACAACAAUGUGGAAUUGCUCAGUGUAAGAAUAGAGACCAACCUUGUCUCAAGGGAGGUUGAGUAAACCUCGGGCUUGUGCCGUCACUCAUUUACCAUGUACUGUUUGCAAAGGGCUCAAAUUAUCCAAAUAUUAAGAUUGAAAUGGAAGAAUGUGCAUUUUAUUGGAAAAACAAGCUUUAGAAUAACUAAAAUGGCAUGCCUUGUGGUAUGUCAAACAAUAUUUUAUUGUCUGUUUUGUAGUAGAGAACAAUACUUGUGAAUCAGGGGUGUAUCCAAAACUGCUGGAAGAUUGUAUGGGUUCAGCACCAGUUAAAAGUACAGUUUACACACCUACGUUCACAAUUGACUUCUUAAUGCUUUGAAGAAACUAAGGGAAAAUGUUUUACUUUAUAGAAAAAAAUUGCAUGGGCAGAUUGUAGUUUUUAAUGACUUCGCUUUUCUUUCAUGUUGGAGUUCUCGGGCUGGUGGGAGUGUGAAGACUUUUUGAAUGUAAAGCAAUCUCAUUUUUAUUUUAAUGUUAAGCAUUUCAUUUCACAUAAAUAUAUGGCCAUAACUGUGUAUUAGCUUGAGCCCUAGUCUUCAUUUAUUUGUACAGGUGUGCGUAACAUGGACUCUAUUUCUUUUUUUCAACGUGUCAUAAAUUGCCAACAUCCCUGGGUGUCAUUUCCAAAGCUGUUCUUUAACAGCCACAUCAUAGUUACAUGGUCUUUCUCACUCUGUCACUGUGUUGGUGAAAUAAAUGUAGUCCAGUACAACCA